AAAACUACUUUCAAGAUGUCAGCGCCCAUGUAGAUACACUUUUCAUGUAAAUAACAUUGAAAAGGAUAGAAUUACUUGACUAAUGGCUCAACUUAAAGAAGUGUGUAGUUUUGAUGGUCACAGUGACAGAGCAUGGUGUGUGGCAUGGAAUCCUUCUGGCACAUUACUGGCAUCUAGUGGUGGGGAUAAAGUUAUUAGGAUCUGGGGCAAAGAGGGAGACAACUGGGUCUGCAAAUCUAUUUUAUCUGAAGGACACCAGAGAACAAUACGUGCAGUUGGAUGGUCCCCUUGUGGGAGUUAUUUGGCUAGUGCAAGUUUUGAUGCUACAGUGUGUAUAUGGAGCAGAAAAGAAGGAGAAUUUGAAUGUAUUGCAACAUUAGAAGGUCAUGAAAAUGAAGUAAAGGCUGUAUCCUGGUCAUGUACUGGGAGCCUUCUGGCAACCUGCAGUAGAGAUAAAAGUGUCUGGAUUUGGGAAGUAACAGAAGAUGAAGAUUUUGAAUGUGCAAGUGUGAUAAGUUCCCAUACGCAAGAUGUAAAACAUGUGACUUGGCACCCAAAUAAGGAGGUACUAGCUUCAUGUAGCUAUGACAACACAGUCAAACUAUUCAAAGAGGAGAUUGAUGAUUGGUCAUGUUACAGUACACUGGAGUCCCAUGAUUCCACAGUAUGGAAAGUGUGUUUCGAUAAAACUGGUUCAAGAUUAGCAUCAUGUAGCGAUGAUAAAACAUUAAAAAUUUGGCAGGAAUACCUUCCAGGAAAUACAGAAGGAGUUGUUACCACUGGUAAUAAUCCCACUUGGAAAUGUGUUAGUACAUUAGCUGGAAUACAUGAUAGAACAGUUUACGAUGUUGAUUGGAGUCAUGUGACAGGUUACAUAGCAACGGCUUGUGGAGAUGACUGUAUAAGAGUUUUCAAAGAGGAGGACUGUUCAGAUAAAAAUCAGCCCUCAUUUAAUAUGAUAUGCUCAGUAACCAAAGCACAUGAACAGGAUGUUAACUCAGUAUGUUGGCACCCUAAGAUCCCUGGACUUCUAGCCUCUUGUAGCGAUGAUGGGAGUGUCAAAUUAUGGCAAUAUUUAGAAAAUUAAAUAUUUUUUGUAUUACAA
Messenger RNA from Mytilus trossulus (common blue mussel), 1105 nucleotides. Its product is annotated as probable cytosolic iron-sulfur protein assembly protein CIAO1 homolog. NCBI's taxonomy places the organism in Eukaryota, Metazoa, Mollusca, Bivalvia, Mytilida, Mytilidae. Gene Ontology annotation, cellular component: cytosolic [4Fe-4S] assembly targeting complex. The transcript has 3 exons. Gene Ontology annotation, molecular function: protein binding. The record is from RefSeq and is a predicted model, not a curated record. Gene Ontology annotation, biological process: iron-sulfur cluster assembly. Bases 83 to 1087 code for a protein of 334 amino acids.